This is a messenger RNA of Bolinopsis microptera, 904 nucleotides long. RefSeq lists its product as uncharacterized. NCBI's taxonomy places the organism in Eukaryota, Metazoa, Ctenophora, Tentaculata, Lobata, Bolinopsidae. The transcript has 8 exons. Bases 133 to 618 code for a protein of 161 amino acids. The record is from RefSeq and is a predicted model, not a curated record.
GACAAGCAACCCGGAGAAGACAGUGUUGAUGGAGGAGAACAAUUGGCAACAACUGUUAACGAGGCUCCGAUCAGGGUCUCUAAUAUUUUCGAGAGAUGCGACAUAGGUGCUAUUCAGAGAGUGAUAAAGAAGAUGCCCCCGGUUCCCGUCACGAAACCUGGAUCAUUGACAGCCCCCGAGAGUGAACAGAGUGCUGUUCAGAGAAUAGCUUUGGCCAUCCGGAGCGAGCCCCGGGCCCCCGUCGCAAAACCCCCCGUUCAACCGGACACCACACCAGCAGCCGGGCCUGCGCCUCCAACCGGCAAGGUCCGAAAAGACCACAUAUCCAGACUUCAGAAAGAGUCCGAGAGUCGCCUGAAGAGACGACAUCUUCACCCCAAGGGCCUCCGAGAUACUUCGGCGACAAUGGUUGAGGAGGCUUUGAAGAUCAAUCCGGUGAUAGGAGCCGUGGCCGAACAGGCGAGACAGAUCCUCCAGGAGGAUAGAUGGGAUGUGUUCGGCAAGAGUAUUGCCCAGCUGUCGGCUGUCGCAUAUCAAGACGAACUGGAGCUCAUGGAGCACGCAGGAAAGAUCCUACUCAAGAUCGCGGCAGACGCGAAGACAGCUGGAACUGAUUGAAAAGCCUCCUUCGGAGCUCUUCGGACGCAGCUUGUCCCUCGACGAUUCUCCUAACCAUCUUGUGGAUUCUGGGGAGAGGACAAGGACAAGAUUGCAUUAUUAUUUUAAUUAUGUCAACCCGAUUGAGAUCCAGAGAUAAGUUAUGGCUUCCCAUCUUAGACCACAACUCAGCUCUUUAUCUGCAUAAAAGAAACACCACCCGCCAGAUUAAAUUCACUUAAAUUCCAUCAUUUGUAUUAGGUCAAUGAAACUGCAUACAUAACAAGCUUAGACAUUUCCUCGAAUA